Messenger RNA from Carya illinoinensis, 693 nucleotides. RefSeq lists its product as uncharacterized. Lineage: Eukaryota; Viridiplantae; Streptophyta; Magnoliopsida; Fagales; Juglandaceae. The transcript is spliced from 2 exons. The record is from RefSeq and is a predicted model, not a curated record. Bases 1 to 693 code for a protein of 230 amino acids.
AUGGCAUUGGAGAUGAAUGUAUUCAACGCUUGCAAGAUGCCUAGUGUAUGCGAUGAUUCAAAUAUGCAUACUGUUGAUAUGGUGUAUGAUUUUGACGUUUCAAAAUUGUUAUCAGUGUUUGAUUCCGAGAGUGCAUCUGAGGAUGGCUUUCCUGAGCAGUUUGAGGCUCUUUUUGAGACAAUUCCUACGUCAUUAGAGUUGACAGAAUCAGAUGGGCAGUUGACAGAGACAACUGGGUCUCUUCAGUUAUCAGAUGUGAGUUACAUGAAUAAUUGGUGUAGGGCAGUCUUUGAAGCUCUUGAUUUACCAGGAGCUAUGAAGUCAUCAGAAGAAGAAAUCUCAAUACUAGAGUUGAAGCCAUUACCUGAGAACUUGAAAUGUGAGGAAAAGAAUUUAUUGUUGAAUUGGGAGAAAUGUCAGUUUAUGGUUACUAGUGGUUUGGUACUUGGGCAUUUAGUAUCUGAACAUGGUAUAGAGGUUGACAGGGGCAAGAUAGAAUUAAUAUCUCAGCUACCUAUUCCUAAGAUAGUGAAGGAUAUUCGUUCUUUUCUUAGUCAUGCUGGCUUCUAUCGGCGUUUCAUUCAAGGCUUUAGUAGUAUUGCAAAACCAUUGUAUACUUUAUUGCAAAAUGAUACUACUUUUGUUUGGACUGAUGAGUGCCAGCAUGCUUUUGAGACCCUAAGGAAAUACUGA